AUGAUGGAUAAUACUCGUUUCCUAAUCAGGCUGGGAAAUAGAAGUGAAAUGCGAAAGUCUUCCAUGUAAAGUCUUGGUACAGUUUGGCAUGUGGUGAGCGCUCCAUGGAUUUAGGAAUCAGUAUGGAUGCAGGUCCUCCCUGACUUGUCAAUGUGCUAAGGUUGGCCUCUGUGUGGCCACACUGGGACCUCCCCCAAAGACCUACUCUCCUCCUUCCUCUGUCUCUCCCCAGGGUUCAUAAAGAGCAGUGAGGAUGGAGUUGGGGCCUGCUCUGCACACGGUCUCCUUUCCUCUUAAGAGGUAACGUCACCCCUUCUUGGCUGGUGUGAGCUGCUUUCACCAUGAAUGUCGCUCCCGAGACCAAGAGUCGGGGGAUGAAGUUUGCUGAAGAACAGCUGCUAAAGCAUGGAUGGACUCAAGGCAAAGGCCUGGGCCGGAAAGAGAAUGGUAUCACCCAGGCCCUGAGAGUGACGCUGAAGCAGGACACUCAUGGGGUGGGCCAUGACCCUGCCAAGGAGUUCACAAACCACUGGUGGAAUGAACUCUUCAACAAGACUGCAGCCAACUUGGUGGUGGAGACUGGGCAGGAUGGAGUGCAGAUAAGGCGCCUUUCUGAGACCACUCGUCCUAAUCAUCAGAAGCCCAAUCUGCUAUAUCAGAAAUUUGUGAAGGUGGCCACGCUGACUUCAGGUGGAGAGAAGCCAGACAAGGAUAUGGAGAGCUGCAGCGAUGAGGAUGAGCAGAGGCCUAACCCACCAAAGAUAAUGACCGAUGAGAUGUUGCUGCAAGCUUGCGAAGGGCGGACAGCACACAAGGCUGCCCGCCUAGGGAUCACAAUGAAGGCCAAACUUGCUCGGCUAGAGGCCCAGGAACAGGCCUUCCUGGCUCAUCUCAAAGGCCAGACCCCUGGGGUCCCUCAACCACAGUCUGAGAGUAAGCUCCCCAAGAAAAAGAAAAAGCACAAAGAGGAGGAGGCUGCAGUGAGCAGUUACACAGAUGAGCAGCCCCCAGAGCACACGGACCAGAGUGUCCGGAAGAGCAAAAAGAAGAAAAGACGCCAUCAAGAAGAAAAGCUCUCAGAUGGGAGUGAAGGAACAGCUGGUGGGGAAGAGGAGGAGGAGGCUGCAGGCACAGGUGGGUUCGGGGCAGUGCACAGCAGAGAGAAAACUGACCAGUCCCGUGGGAGGAAGAAGAAGAAGCAGAAGCACCCUCAACAGAAGGAGACGGGGGUCUUGGAUAAAGCAGGGAGGGGUAAAGAGACCGAGGCAAGCAGCCAUGCCAGGAGGCGGCGGUGGGAGGAGGACUUGAAGUCAGAAGAGGAAGAUGUAGAUAAGACUGAUCUAGGUAAUGAGACAAGGGAAGCAGAAAGUACUGUGUACAGUGACCGAAAAAGCAAGAAGAAUAAGAAGAAAAGAAAGCAGUGGCAAGAGGAAGAGGAGGAGGCCUUGGAGAGAAGGGAUGAUGAUGAAGAUGGCAGGACUAGGGAAGACAAUAGGGCCUACAAGGGCUCAAGCAGCAGAACCAAGAAGAGGCGGCAGUACCAAGAGGAGAAACCUGCUGGAAUCCACACUGACCAGAGAGCCAAGAAAAAGAAGAAACGGAAAGAGAGAGACUGAGAGGCCUGGCCCCAAGUGGGGUUCACGAGGUCCUUUUCAGUGGCUGACACCUCAGACGGCUAGGUUGCUGGCAGUGCUUCUGCACCUAGCUGAGAAGCCCCUGCCAAGGAGUGUAGUCCCCUGCACAGCUGCUAAUGCGGAGACCGUGAACUCUCAAGGCCUGCAGAAGCCAGACCGCCAAGGGACGAGGCAUGCCACCAGAUGGGACAGAAUGCAGCUAGACCCCUCAGGGACUUCUCUUGCCAAAACAAGUUGUAAACACAGUUAACAUGAAAUGUA
Ochotona princeps (American pika) is the source of this 1895-nucleotide messenger RNA. Its product is annotated as G patch domain-containing protein 4. Gene Ontology annotation, biological process: regulation of ribosome biogenesis. The transcript has 7 exons. Gene Ontology annotation, molecular function: nucleic acid binding. Gene Ontology annotation, cellular component: nucleolus. Bases 342 to 1616 code for a protein of 424 amino acids. The record is from RefSeq and is a predicted model, not a curated record. Lineage: Eukaryota; Metazoa; Chordata; Mammalia; Lagomorpha; Ochotonidae.